AUGUCUCAUCUUCGUUACUACGCGUACGAGGGCGUUGGCCAAAAGAACCUCAAGAACUUUAGCUACAACCAAGCCGUGCGUGUGGGUGACAAGAUCGAGUGCGCCGGCCAAGGCGGAUGGGAUCCCAAGACGGGGGAGUUUUACAAGGAGAUCAACGCGCAGAUUGACCAAGCGUUUGCCAACGUCGACCUCAACUUGAAGGACGCCGGCGGCAAGGGCUGGGAACAGGUCUACAGGGUCAACUCGUACCACGUGCCGAUCAACAACGAGGCGAUGGAUGCCAUGGUCAGGAACUUCAACAAGUGGAUGCCGAACCACAAGCCCAUCUGGACAUGCGUGGGGGUACCAAGGCUCGGCGAAGACGACAUGCGCGUCGAGAUUGAGGUUGUUGCGCACGACCCUGAAGGCGCUGCGAAGGCUUGA
Messenger RNA from Colletotrichum higginsianum IMI 349063, 423 nucleotides. RefSeq names its product Endoribonuclease L-PSP. Gene Ontology annotation, cellular component: cytosol. NCBI's taxonomy places the organism in Eukaryota, Fungi, Ascomycota, Sordariomycetes, Glomerellales, Glomerellaceae. Gene Ontology annotation, molecular function: deaminase activity. The transcript is spliced from 2 exons. Bases 1 to 423 code for a protein of 140 amino acids. The record is from RefSeq and is a predicted model, not a curated record.